Molecule: messenger RNA, 1567 nt
Organism: Stegodyphus dumicola
Lineage: Eukaryota; Metazoa; Arthropoda; Arachnida; Araneae; Eresidae
Source: RefSeq, a predicted model, not a curated record
AUGAACUAUGAACCUCAGAGUUGUGAAUAUUUACAACACUCUUUAUUUGGAGGGAAGGACUCAGGGAUAUGCAAGCAUGAUGUAUACACUUUAUAUUUAUCGAGUGUGCAUGGGAAUUAUAAUUGCAACUUUAAAGUUCUUAGUCAACAAAUUAUUUGUAAGUCAGUGCCACCUACUGUCAACAAGCUUUGUCUGAAAGAGUUAGCAGCCUGUAAUAUAAAUAUUGUGGAUGAUUGUCAAAAUCCUAUUGAGAUUCUUAUUGGGGCUGAUGUAGCUGGAAAACUCAUGACAGGUGGUCGUCGUGAGUUGCCUUGUGGUCUCGUAGCUAUUGAGACCAAAUUUGGAUGGUCAGUUAUGGGACGAAUGCCGAAUACUUCGAAAAGUGAGUUUUCAUCAUCGUUCUUAGUUACAUCCUUGUUAUCUACUGUGGAGACCAUAACAGAUCUAUGGACUUUGGACACACUUGGGAUCACUGACCCAUCAGUCAAGAAAAACCAGACUGAACUACAAGAAGCUGCUCGGUUACAUUUUCUAAAUACAGUUCGUAUAGUCGAUGAUCGUUUCGAGGUUGAUUUGCCCUGGUUGGAAUAUCAUCCACCACUAACAGACUAUUUUGACUUAGCCGAGAGAAGACUGAACAAAACUGUUAAACGUCUUAAAAUCGAGUCCAAUUAUGAAGCUUAUGGAGAUGUUUUCAAGGAAUGGCUAGAAGAGGGAGUAAUUGAAGAGGCUGAUAAAAAUUAUCAAGGGCAAGUUCUUUACCUUCCUCAUCGAGAAGUUAUCAAAAAGAAUAGCACUACAAAACUCCGACCGGUAUUUGAUGCUUCGGCCAAAGUAAAGGGAUUUCCUAGUCUUAAUGACUGCUUAGAAAAAGGCCCAAAUCUAAUAGAACAGCUUCCGAGUAUUUUAACACGCUUUCGAAAAGAAAAGAUUGGUGUUAUUGCUGAUAUACGAAGAGCCUUUCUUCAAAUAAGUGUUUCACCUACUGAUAGAGACUUUUUGCGGUUCUUAUGGCUUGAUAGUGAUGGUCAACUGAAAGUGUACAGGCACUGCCGUGUAGUUUUUGGUGUAGCAAGUAGCCCUUUUCUUCUAAACUCUACUAUUCAGCUUCACCUACAAACUGUUUUAGAGAAAAUAGAAACCGGUGAAUCCUUAUAUACGAAAGGUGUCAUUCAAAAACUUAUGCAUAGUUUUUAUGUUGACAAUUGUGUCAGUUGUGUUAAAAAUGAAGAAGAACUCAAUCAUUUUAUUAGUGUAUCAACUGAGGUAAUGGCUGAGAGAAAAUUUGAGCUUAGAGGGUGGGAGUUCAAUGAUAUUAAUGCUGAUGCUUCUGCUGAUACAAAUGUGCUCGGUUUAAUAUGGAAUAAAAAAUCUGACACUCUAAGAAUAAAUACUGGUAGUAUAAAAGAGUUAUGUUUUGAAAAAGUGACUAAGCGCUUAAUCUUAUCUACAGCUCAUAGAUUGUUUGAUCCUCUUGGUAUAUGUUGUCCUGUUAUCCUUAUCCCUAAGUUAUUACUUCAAGAAACUUGGAAGCAGAAGAUAACAUGGGAUGAAGAAGUUGAUACCU